CAGCUCGCGAUGGGCCCCAUGUCCGAUGUCCCGGGAAGGCGAUGGAUAGUUCGGCCCCUACGGCGUUAAGAAAACGUUGACGGUUAGUUGCCAAACUUUUCCGGUUCUCUGUUUCUCGCCAACCAAACAGCCAACCUAUGGUACUUCCGCCGCGGGCAUUUCCAGGAAGGAAUACCCGCAACCGACAAUUCACACCCAAUCUCUCUUUUUCUCUGUCGCUCCAUUGAUCUUCAACUUUCCCUUAGUCCGUCUAUCUUACUAGGGUUUCGCAUCUUUCCAUAAGUGAAUUGAAUUUAUUCAUCAUGUGGCGCGCGCUCUGGCGAUCCGUCGAUCGCUUCUCUCUCCAGCACUUCAAACAUAUAAUUAAUGAAUUGCGGGAGAUCAAAGUAGUGGACAACCUUAACAAGGAAUUAGUUGUAGAAUUACUGCAAUCCAUAGUGGAAAUAGUCACAUAUGGUGAUAAACAUGACCCUGUUAUUUUGGAAUGCUUCAUGGAAUAUCAAGUAUUAGGAGAGUUUGUGCGCGUUCUAAAGAUCAGAGGAAAUUGCAGAAUUGAGGCACCGUUGCUUCAAUACCUGAGCAUACUUAUUCAAAAUAUGAAUUCAGAAUAUGCAAUUUACUACUGUUUAAGCAAUGACUAUAUCAACAGUGUUAUAUUGCACCAGUACGAAUUUGAUGGGACAGAUCUGGCUCCUUACUAUGUAUCUUUUUUAAGAGCAGUGAGCAGCAAAUUGAACAAAGAUACUCUAUGUCUUCUCGUGAAGGUUCAUGAGGAUACUGUAGUCUCAUUUCCUCUGUACACUGAGGCACUUAAAUUUUCUAACCAUGGUGAAAAGAUGGUUCAAACGGCUAUACGGGCAUUAAUACUCAACAUAUAUAAUGUUAAUGAUGAAUUGGUCUAUCAAUUCUUAACUACUACUCCAGUCUCACAGUAUUUCUCAGACUUGGUCCUGGGCAUAGAAGCACGAUGCAGGCAUUUAGAUGUCCUUGUCCAUGCUGCAGAGGAGAAUUGCUCCCAUGGAAGGACAACAGAACUUCUUUUGGAAACUGACAAAAUUGUGGAUGAUCUCUACUACCUUAAUGAUAUCCUUUCCGUUGGUGACUCUCGGUUGACCAAAAUUGUUACCCAAAGUGUUUUUAGCUUAUUGGUCUUUCCUAUGUUACUUCAAUUGUUGCAGUUAGACCAGAAUAAUGGCACAUGUAUAUCUUCUCUCACUUCUCUGUGUGUAGUUGGCUGCCUUCUUCAAGUUGUCCAUGGAGAAAAUAUGGUCAAUUUCGUGGCUAGUGCUAUUCUAUAUGCUGAUGUAUUUGCAAGCACGGAAGAUGCUACUAAAGAGGUCACAAAUGAUGGAACAACUCAAUCCAGUUCUUUUUCCAACCCUUUGGACGAUGUUGUUUAUCUUGAGCCAGAGUGUGCUGGAAACUUCAAAAUAAAUCAUCACAUCGGGUGUUUAUCUGAGUACCUGUCAUUUGACUCUCAUUUUGGAAGCUUUCCUUUUGAUGAUAUGCCAAAGGGAAGGGUUGGAAUACUUCAGUACAUUUUCUCCGAAAAUCAAUGUCUUAUUCUGGCUUCUCUCAUGUUGUUGCUUAUUUUAGCUGAAAGUAAAGAUCUUGAUUAUCGGUUAGCUGGAUUGAUAGGAUUUUAUCAAACAAAAAUCAGGAUACAGAAUGUGAUAAGACACGACUUACCAAAUUCACAGGACUUUGGAGGUAGAAUAUUUGUCAAACAUUUAUCUCAGAUAAUACAUGUAUUAUUGAAGGUUUUAGCGAGUCAAUCACCAUCCUCGGUGGUAAUUCAAUGGCAUAUUGGGUGGUUCUUGCGGAAGCUACUGGUUUUUAAGGAAAAGAAACUUGAUAAUCAUGAUAUAUCCAUCUUCAAUAUGUCUUAUGAGCAGUCCUGUAAAAGUCUUUGGGAAGAACUUGAUGGGUGCUGGUUUGACUAUAUUCCAGACACUUUGAGAAAUGAAUGGACUAGCUGUAAAAGAGUUCUUGAUGAAUCGUCUCAAUACAAGGAUCCUUUUUUUGCAUUAGAACAUGCUUACCACCAAGAUCCUUCAUGUGGAGCUACUUCCUCUGCACUGGCUUGGCAAAGAAUGGUUGACACGGUCAAGGUUUUUGUUCUGCAUAUUCAUUUGAAGGCAUUUAUUUUUGAUGGGGAUUCUUUUGAUAAUCCCUUCAUAAAUUUGAAAAGCAGUUCGUCACCUAUUUCUGGAAGAAAUUGUGUUUCAGAUCUCUCAUCUGCAAGCUUUGGUUCAGUGAUAUCUUUAGGUUCUGGAAUUGCUUGUAAAAUUUCAUUUCCCAAGGUUGGGAUGAGAGAUAUCUAUGUGAUACCCAUUGCUACUGGCACAUCUGGCAAGUUGCUCUUUCUAGAGAGACAUCCCUUACACUCCAAGCGAGGAGUAGUAAUUGCUAUCGCUCCAUUGGCAGGGUUAAAUCCGGAGAUGGAUGAUUCUCAUCCGACAUGGUUGCAUCUUCAGAUCAGAGAGUUCAACCCAAGAUUUGAUCAAAGCAAAACCAGAAGCCACCUGAAGACUUCCACUGUUGGGGAAGAUGCUAGAUGGACAGUGGGUUUUCCAGAUGCAAAGUCAUGUGAAGCUGCUCGGUUACUGAUACUCGAGGAAACAAUUAAGCAGAGGGCUGCUGUUGAAAGCUUACUUGCUCCACUACUCCCUGCAAGAUCUCAAUGUGCAGCAAAUAAUCCUCAAGGUCAAGGAGAGUGAAGCUCAGAUAUGAUAGGUUUUACUAUUGUCUUAAUUUAAUUAGUAGAUUAGUUUUGUUGCUUAAUAAUCAGGACUUUCCUACUUAAAAUUAUCCACUUCAAGACCAAUGAGGUCAUCCUUGUAAGAACCAUUCACUAGCUGUGACUUCCAUUCAUGUUUGAAGUGGCCAUGUUUUGUAUCAAACAUGUAGAUCUGUGUAAAAAAAAUAUGUGCAAAAUAAUUAAUAGAAAGAAAAAGCUGGGAUUGUGCA
Diospyros lotus (date-plum) is the source of this 2970-nucleotide messenger RNA. Its product is annotated as protein TRANSPARENT TESTA 9-like. Gene Ontology annotation, biological process: regulation of autophagosome maturation; endosomal transport; endosome to lysosome transport. The transcript is spliced from 20 exons. Lineage: Eukaryota; Viridiplantae; Streptophyta; Magnoliopsida; Ericales; Ebenaceae. The record is from RefSeq and is a predicted model, not a curated record. Gene Ontology annotation, cellular component: late endosome; endolysosome membrane. The coding region runs from base 303 to 2720 and encodes 805 amino acids.